Messenger RNA from Baudoinia panamericana UAMH 10762, 1596 nucleotides. RefSeq lists its product as uncharacterized. The transcript has 6 exons. Gene Ontology annotation, cellular component: membrane. The coding region runs from base 1 to 1596 and encodes 531 amino acids. Gene Ontology annotation, molecular function: carbohydrate:proton symporter activity. Gene Ontology annotation, biological process: carbohydrate transport; transmembrane transport. The record is from RefSeq and is a predicted model, not a curated record. NCBI's taxonomy places the organism in Eukaryota, Fungi, Ascomycota, Dothideomycetes, Mycosphaerellales, Teratosphaeriaceae.
AUGGCAGAGAAAGACAUCGUGUCGACUGAGCCGGAAGGCAGGGAUUCCAAGAAGCUUGAUUAUGAGGAAGCGGUGAUCGCAACAGACAAGGAGCACAGUCUUACGCUGUCUCAGGCGCUGAAAGCGUACCCUAAAGCGAUUAUGUGGAGUGUGCUUCUGUCGACGGCCGUGGUGAUGGAGGGAUAUGAUACGCUCUUGGUGAGAUCGUAUCUUGCAUCGCCAAGUUUCGUCAACACCUUCGGUAACACUGGGUCUGCGGCAGACGGCACGUUGGCAAUAACCGCCUCGUGGCAGAGCGCCGUCGCCAACGGCGCUUACAUUGGCGAGAUCCUAGGUCUGGCUGUGACAGGCAUCCUUUGCGAUCGCUUUGGAAACAAGGCUGUCAUGACUGGGGCAACUGUUAUGAUGAUCGCCUUCAUCUUCAUCUCCUUCUUCGGCACCUCGCUUCCUGUCCAACUGGUUGGCCAAAUUCUGUGCGGUAUCCCGUGGGGAGCUUAUCAGACAAUUACCACCGUCUACGCAGCUGAGGUGCUACCCAUCAAUCUGAGAGGGUAUCUAACAUCUUACGUGAAUUUGUGUUGGGUUAUUGGUCAGUUCAUCGGCUCUGGCGUACUUGUAGGUGUUGAGACCCGGACUGAUGUCUGGGGCUGGAAGAUCCCAUAUGCUGUCCAGUGGGUAUGGCCGCUGCCGAUCAUAGCGGUCUGUCUACUCUGCCCGGAGAGUCCAACCUGGCUGGUCAAGCACACCAAGCUCGCGGAAGCCGAACGAGCAGUCGCUCGUCUACAAUCUCCGAAUCAUUCGGCUAUCGUCCCGACACCUCAGGAAACAGUCGCCUUGCUACACAAGACAGACGCCAUCGAAAAACACAUUACCGAGGGCAGCUCGUACUUCGAAUGCUUUAGAUCCGUCAACCUCCGCCGCACAGAAAUCGCCACCGUCACUUGGGCGGUACAGCAGAUGGCGGGCCCAGUCUUGCAGACGUACGCCACCUACUUUUUCAUUCAAGCCGGCCUCGCAUCCUCUGAAGCUUUCAACAUGACCCUCGGGCUGUACGCCAUCGCAUUUGUUGGUACCGUGCUGAGCUGGCCACUUAUCCACCGUUUCGGCCGUCGCACGAUCUUCCUUGGCGGGCUGUUUGGCAUCUUCGUAUCUCUUAUGAUUGUUGGUUUCAUCGGCAUUGCACCGCAGUCCGACUCCGGUGCAUCAUGGGCUGCUGGCGCUUUCUUAUUGGUCUUUACUUUCAUCUAUGAUUCUACCAUUGGUCCUUUAACGUACGUCAUCGUGCCGGAGGUGUCGUCUUCCCGACUCCGGCACAAAACGACAGUCAUUGCAAGGAAUGUGUACAACAUCACUUGUAUCUGGACGGGCGUGCUGACGCCCUAUAUGUUGAACCCCGCAGCGUGGAAUUGGGGUGCGAAGGCGGGCUUCUUCUGGGCAGGCAUGACUGCGCUAUGCAUCCUCUGGACUUGGUUCCGGCUGCCCGAGACGAAGGGUUUGACUUUUGCGGAGAUCGACACGCUGUUUGAGCAAAGAGUUCCGGCCAGGCGGUUCAAGAAGACCGAUGUGGAUAUUGGGAGAGUGUUGGAGAGUACGUGA